AUGGAUCCCAGAUCUCACCCUUCCCGUCCUCCCUCCACCAGCCUGCCUCCAGGCUCCACGCCUCUGUCCUCGACUCCCAUCUCGAGCAUGCACAUGCCACAAUACUCGAUGCAGCCGCAGUACCCGGUCUCGCAGCCGCAUACGCUGCCUCCUCUGCAGCCGCAUCACCCUCAGUCCCCCGCGCCGCACCACUACAUGGGCCAGCCGUACCGGCCGGAUCUGUCGCGUUAUCCCGCCUCAACUCACGAUGUCUACGGGGCCUCCACGGCCCCUAUGAUGCCGCACACGACUGUCGGCGCACCAGCAGUACCCCCACCUCCCCCGAGCGUGCUCCCGCCCGCAUCCACCGCUCAGAGCUACCCUCAGCCGAUCGCUCCGGCUCCCCCACGCGACCGUCGCCCGGACUUCAAUGGUCUCCCCUCCGGUGCUUUUAGCUAUUCUGAUGGUAAGGGUUGGGGAAUGACACCUGAUGUGAAUGGCGCGAACGGCUCUCCUUACGCCAAGGAACAGCCACGCACGCAGGUCGUGGGCUCUCAGGGCCGCCGUGGCAUCUUGCCUAGCGUCCCGGGCCGCGCGACUCCUGUGACCAACGGUGUCAAUGGCACCGCGAAGAGUACCACCAUCCCGGCCAAGGACGCCGAUGGCAAAUUCCCCUGCCCGCACUGUAAUAAAACUUACCUCCACGCGAAGCACCUGAAGCGCCAUCUCUUGAGACACACCGGUGAUCGCCCCUACAUGUGUGUUCUGUGCAAGGACACCUUCUCCCGCAGUGACAUCUUGAAGCGUCACUUCCAAAAGUGCUCGAUUCGUAGGGGUAACCCGACUGGUGCUACCCACCUGUCGCACCCCCAGGCCCAUCUGAAGCGGUCUCAGCAGCAAGCAGCUGCGGCUGCCGCGGCCAACCCUCCCAAGCCGCUCCAGGAUGAAGUCAGUAAUACUGUCCCCCACUCCAAUGGUGUUAUGGGUGCGCAUUUCGAUGGGGCCGUAAAUGGCAAUGGAAUGGCCGCUGGUCGUCCAGCCUACACGGAUCAGCAGCCGCUUGGCUUCACGAUGCAGUCUGUCAACGGCAUGAACCGUGGUCCCGGUGACGACGCGUUCUCCGCUAGCCAGGCGCAAGCGCGAGCCUCGUGGAUGGCUGCGCCCAAACAGAAUCCGUACCUCAUGCAGCCCGGUGUAGAUGCCCAUGGCCAGCAGCUGACGGUUGAUCGUCCCCUUGAACAGCACGGCGCCUCGGAUGGCUACAUCAACCCCGUUUUCCCCCACUCCAUGGCCGCGGGCCAGGAGUCCAUCCACGCUCCCGUCGACCACGACCGCAAGUACUACCCCGCCACCACUGCCCCUGAGAGCGGCAUGAACGGUCUGUACCUUGCCUCGACCACCAUGGGUGGUGACGGCACCGUGCAGCCCGCGAGACAGUAG
Messenger RNA from Penicillium canescens, 1419 nucleotides. RefSeq names its product C2H2-type zinc finger protein. The transcript is spliced from 5 exons. Gene Ontology annotation, cellular component: chromatin. The record is from RefSeq and is a predicted model, not a curated record. Gene Ontology annotation, biological process: regulation of transcription by RNA polymerase II. Bases 1 to 1419 code for a protein of 472 amino acids. Gene Ontology annotation, molecular function: DNA-binding transcription factor activity, RNA polymerase II-specific; RNA polymerase II cis-regulatory region sequence-specific DNA binding. Lineage: Eukaryota; Fungi; Ascomycota; Eurotiomycetes; Eurotiales; Aspergillaceae.